UUGAUAAAUUUGUGGUCCCACUGACAACAAUAUAAAACAAAUAACAAAGUCGACAUAAAAGGAAAACAAAUGUAUUUAACUCUCUUAAACGGAACUGGCUAUGUAUUUAGUGUGGAUGAUUACAUGGAGCUGCGAAGUAAACAUCGGCUAAUGGGUGCUCUCGUAGGCACGGCAAAUACUAAAGGCUGGAGCCCCAAUCAGUCCACUCUUCCCGUAGAACUGACGAAAUUCGAGACACAGUUGAUCCUGGACGAGGGCUUAGCUUUGCUAGUCAACAAAUCAAAAGCACUUGGUGCAUCUCCUAUGCCAAAAGAGCUGGAGGAAUAUAGAUCCGAACUUGACAAGCGUUUGGAGGGUCAGGCGGAUGCCCUGAAGUCAGAGAAACUGCGUGAGACUGAGCGUUAUAUGGACAAGAUUCUGCUUGGAAAGCGCAACAAGUUGUUGAAGCAGGGUCUGGCUACAAAAGCUGGUGCCUUAGUCGGCGAGGAUGUGCUCAAGGAAGUGGCAGACAACUUUGAGUUUGAUCUACAAAAUGCGCUGGUGGAAGUUCCCUGCAAACACCUGGUCAAGCACACUGCGCAAAUCGUUCCUGAACCACUUGUGGACACCAGUUGCGUCAGAUACAGAAUAUUUCGCGACCUCUGGCUACGGGGAAAAUUUGUGACAUCCGGCGAAGCAUUUGGCGCGGAUUUUCUAGUCUAUCCCGGCGAUCCCCUUAUCUACCAUGCCUCGCACAUCGUGAUUGCACAGAGUACCUCACCGAUUAAGCCCUUGGACUUGAUUGCCAAAGUCCGUCUAUCGGUGAUUGUAAACAAGAGCUGCGUGUUUGCCCGUGAGAAAAUAGGUGAAGGAAUCACCUAUCAAACGGUGGCCUGGUGCAAUCCCAGCAAAUAAAAGCAGAAAACAGCAGGAGCAUUGCCGUUUCUGAUGUCUCUGGUUUAAGAGUGUGUUGCAGUGAACAAGUUAAAAUCAUUUACGGCAUGCAUGGUGCUGUGGAGGGUUCCAUUCCGUGCGGAGCUCCAAUGGGAUAAAAGGCAAACACUAUAGUUUUGCUUAAUUAAUUAAUGUGAUUAUAAUUUAAUGACUCUAAACAAAAGCCCAUCCACACCCAGACGAACAUACUCAGGCGGAUCCAUCGCAUGCCACCUUUGAUAGGCUUUUUUUUUCAAAAAAUUGUGUGCUGAAUUCAUUGGUUUCUUUCGUUAUUUCUUGGUUUUUAGUUUUUUUUAAACAUGUACGUACAUGUGUAUAAGCAAUAACAUCGAUAAGCGGUCGGACCGGGCGUGGCGUGGCUUGUGGAAAAGUCCAGCAAAGUCGUUUCGUUCGAAUUUUAGUCUUACAGUGUCACUCUGGUGCUUUGAAUUGCAUUAUAUACAUAUUUCCCCAAGCACAGAGGAGAAUGUUUAUUUUGAGGCAAAUUCAAAUCAAAUUCAAACCACUGUCCUCUGCACACGCUCAUUCUAUAGUACUUCCCUCUCCAUGCUGUUUUGUUCGCCGAAGACCACUAUGCUCUUCGUCUCGGAAAACAAGCAUUGCCAGCUGUAAAAUACGCUCACUUUAAAUGCUGAUUGAAACGUUAAAGGCCUUUCGAACAGCGUACAGGCAAAAUGUGAAUUUUUUGGCGUAAAAUAGGUUUCAAGUGGUCCCUUGUAAACCAGCAAACUUUAAUUAUGCGCCAAUAACAAGGGAUGGAUUCCAAAUAAAACUAUAUUCAUUUUUCGCACAA
Molecule: messenger RNA, 1726 nt
Organism: Drosophila guanche
Lineage: Eukaryota; Metazoa; Arthropoda; Insecta; Diptera; Drosophilidae
Gene: Tsen34
Product: tRNA-splicing endonuclease subunit Sen34
Exons: 6
Coding region: 70-894 (274 amino acids)
Biological process (GO): tRNA-type intron splice site recognition and cleavage; tRNA splicing, via endonucleolytic cleavage and ligation
Cellular component (GO): tRNA-intron endonuclease complex
Molecular function (GO): tRNA-intron lyase activity; nucleic acid binding
Source: RefSeq, a predicted model, not a curated record